AUGUCUCGUGAUCUUUUGAUAUUGAUUACAGGGAAACAAGAAAAAUAUCUCAUCCGUACAUGCCUAUAUAUAUAUAACGUCAUUAGCCGCACGUACUCAUCAAACAAGAAGAGGUCAAAAGAUUCCAAGAAAGUUCUAACAAAUUGAACCACAUUUUACAAUCACUGUCUUCGAAUUAACUUUAGUUAAUGAUGGUUUCCAUGGAGGCUCUAGCGAUGGCAGGAGCGGAUUAUCAAGAAUGGGGACUUAGUAUUGAGGAAUGGGAGUUUCAAGAAUCAGUAGUUCCGUCCCAUUUGCUUGCAGACGAUGUUGAAAAGGACGAAGAAGAAGAUCAUCAAAAUGAUGAUGAUAGGCUUUUCGAUGGCGUAGAGGUUAAACCAUCUCUUACUUGUGACAUUCGAGAUUCGGUUGGGAAACUGAAUGAACAAUCUAUCUUACAUAUCAUUGUUCACCUCAAGCUGCUUAAGUUCUUGAGACAUCUUCUUGUGAACUUUUUGUUUAGCCGUGUUCUUGAUUUUAUUUUGUACUAG
Molecule: messenger RNA, 530 nt
Organism: Raphanus sativus (radish)
Lineage: Eukaryota; Viridiplantae; Streptophyta; Magnoliopsida; Brassicales; Brassicaceae
Exons: 1
Coding region: 189-530 (113 amino acids)
Source: RefSeq, a predicted model, not a curated record